AUUUAUGAUAAAGAAUUUAGUUUAACACUGUAAAUGAUACAAAAAUAUAUAAAACGUUGCAUUCCAGCAUAGUUAGAGAAAUGUUUUAGUGAUAAGAGACACUGUGUAUGCGUGACGAGGCUAUGUCGACUACUUGGAAAACAGCUACCCGAGCGCUGGAUAUUUAGGUAGGCACCAGCAAACAGUGAUAGAUACUAAAGUACAUUUUGACUAUAGAAGCCUAUGAAAUUACGCAUUCAUUCAUAAAGCUAAACGUGAGUCACCUUACAGCCUGGCGUCUAGGACGUGUCUUUCCAGCACCGGCAAAAACACGAAAAAAAUCCCGUCAGUCGGAAUUAUGGCUGAAUCCAUACAUUGUGAUAGCAGUAACGGCCCGGACAGCAUGGUUCGCAGUCAGUUCAUGCAGCCACCAAGUGAUUGGGCUUUCAACAAUCUCGUUGCAGACAUACGUCAAAACUUGGAUGCAAAUGAUAUUGAAAAAAUAAAGUUGCGUUUUAAAGGAAUCAUACCCGAAGCCGUCAGAUCAUGGGAAGAAGCAUUUCAUUUACUACAAGUUGAAAGAUAUAUUUCCGCGGACAAUUUGAUUUACCUCCAAAUUAUUUUGCGUGCUCUUGACCGUUCAGACCUGUUUGAAAAGACUGUUGUAUAUGCGGAAUCGAAUAAACAAAGGAUUCUUCAUUUCUACCCUAUGCCAGCAACGCACCCAAAAGGCCAUAACUUCGUUCGCAUUCAUGUCGAAGGCGGAAGAUGUCUCACGGGAGCCGACCUGCAAACAAUACGCAAUACAAUUUCUGGGGCAUUUCUCAUUCCGAUGGACGAUAUAAUGGUUGCAGGCAUAGAAGAAAGCAACAGCGUGUAUCUAACAUUUAUGCUCCCAGAUUUUUUCAUUGAAACACUCCGAAAGAUUCUUGAAAACCCGCGAUUAAGAUAUAUAUUGAAGCCAUUGGGUCUUUUAGGAAUUAACGAAAUAAAACUGCCUUGUUCUACGUUCAAUGUAGAAACUGAAGACGAAACACUACACACCGUUGAAGCAACACAAAGUGAAAACAUAAUAAAUGGGCUGAAGAGGCAACUUCAACAGAAAACCUAUCAAUUGAAGGAGUUAGAGAAAGAAAUCCUUAGAAUUAAAAGAAACAAGAACAAAAUUUCAAAAGGAAGAAAAUCAAUACGACUUGCCAUGCUACGCCUAUCAAAGAAUGUCCGUUAUCAAAGAGAGUAAAACGGAAUAAAAAUAGGAGGAAGAUAUCCCAAAUUGCACUUGCAGGUUAAGAUUGUGUUCUUCGAAGUUAAUCCGAAAGAGAAAUAACGAUGAUACCUUGAGUAAAUCACAUAGUAAAUUUUCAGAAUACAAAGUAAACUAUUGUACGGUAGCAAAUGUUGUCACAGAAAUAAACAUUAUUGACUCUCAAAACAGUUAUAACAAAAAUCAUUUACUUUAAAUUUGUUGCUAUUUUUUCUCAGCAAUAUAAUGUACAUUUUCAUUUUCAUACUUGUAACCUUGUGAUACGCAUUUGCAAAUUAAGACGAAAUUAGUGUGAACACCUAUGACGAACGAUUUUUCAAUGUGAUCAUCUCAACAUAUUUUGACUGUAUUACGUGCAGUAGAAAAAUACGCGUGUAUCGGUGACAAGGGCUGGAUUAUUAUGCCAGUACUCUGCGGUUAGUGAUAUAGAUUUUGCCUUGUCAUGUUUGUCCGUCCGUCUGUCGUUCAGAGAUAAUCUAUGUUACACAUAUACCGACCGUCAUGAAAGUGUAUAGAAAUGUCAUUCAGCAUAAAGGAGUUGCGCAACCGAGUUUAUAUCUCAUGUGAACUCAAAGUGCUCAAUGUGAGCUAUUGCUGUAGCAAUGUGUCCGCCGUCCGUCUUCUUUCUUCAUUCACAAUUUUACUGUUAACACUUUAGACGUCACAAAUUUCGCCAAGUCGUAAUGAAACUUAGAAUAUUGUGUUAAAAUCUCGGUAGAUUUUAAAACUACGUCAUCAUGGCCCAAACACUAGUUGACUGGGUAAAAUCAUUGAAAAACCUUGUUAAAACUCUAGAUUCAUCUUUCUUCUAUCUUGAUAUUGGACCUGACCAGUCAGAAUAUUUUGUAAGAUCUACAACAAGUUUGAAACUGGAUUAUCAAAAAAAUCAAAGCCACUAGGUUAAGUUAUAGAAAAAAACAUUGUUUGACAUUAUAAAAUCUAGAUAUAGUUUCAAGCUCGAUCAUCUGGCAGUAAAAAUGAUGGGGUCACGAGUUUGUAUCAUAGGAAAAGCAAACGUUGUAAACACUAGAAGUAAUAUAUUCCACUUCUUCUAUGAAUCCGGCUCAGAAUAUUUAUCAAAUGUAAAUCAGUUUUGAAACUUGGUCAAAACUAUGUCACAAGGCUAAAUAAUAGAAAGCCUUGUUCACACUAUAGAGACUACAUUAGUUAUCUGGUCUAUAUGAAUAAUGUUUACUUAAUCAAGUCUUGGUAAAGUUUGAAACUUGGUCAACUAACGUUUAAAUGUAUGUCAUAGAAAAACAUUUUUUACCCUUUAGAUGCAAUAUCGUCUACAUGAAACUUACAUGCAUUUUCACUACCGUCCAUGAACAGGCUCAAUCAAACCGAGUCUGCAACAUUUUCGUUUUUGUCGUGUUGAGCAACCUGUGGAGUUUCCAAUUUUUCUAUUUUAGUCAAAACAUUUCUCUUUAUAAAGUGUAGAACAAAUUUAGAACAUAGUUAUCUGGGAUAUAAAACUAAGUCACAAGGUUAUAUCAUGGUAAACAUUCUUAACGCUCUUAAUGCCUAUUUUCUACCUGAUCUUCAUAAAAGUAAUUAUGGUCAGAAAGUUUGUCUUUUUAUAAAAUCUGGUCAAGUUUGAUACUCUGUUAUAUUGGGCCAAUAACCAGAGUAAAUCAUAGAAAAACCUUCUUAGCACUACACACGUAAUAAUUUUCUGUUUGAAUUUUAAGAAAUUCAGUUGGAAUAUUUGUCUUCAUGAAAUUUAGAUCAAUUUCAAUAUUAAAUUAUCUUGGUCUAAAAAUCAUGUCACUUUGUCAAAUUAUAGAAGGAAACUUUGUUGACUAUGUACACACCAGUAACCUGCUUUUGACCCAGUUUCACAGUUUUCCGACAUUUUGUUAAGAAGAACAUUCUGCCUAAGUCGCAAUACAUGCGCAGAUCCGCCAAUUUGCUCAGAGGGGGAUCCAAGCGACCCCCACUAUGACACGUAUCAGUCGUUUCCAGCUAUGACAAACAUAGAAUUGUGUCUUUAUACACUAGAUAAUUUGAUAUGUGUGUUUUGUUGUUAGCCGUUUACAAGUACAAGGCUGUCAAUAAGUUUUGUUGAACAGGUUGAAUUAGAUAAUUAGCCUUCCAGAUGGGGGGUCCAGGGGCAUGCCGCACGCCCGAGCGACGACGAUAAACGAUGGAAACUUGGUCAUCACACCAUCUCACCUUGACUAGCUUGUCUCAGGUGCAUAACUUAUAAUGUUGAAGAACAUUUUAGUUAAUUGUAAUGACGGUAGGUCACAAACUUUUCUAUGACGGACGGACGAACCUACGGACAGACAAAGCCAACUAUAUAUUCCCUGACACUAUGUGUUGGCAUGAUAAGCAAGAACUCUUAUGAUCAUUAUGGGCAUGUAUUUCCCGCCGCACAUAAUAUAAUAAAAUUAUGUCGAGAUGGUCCCCUGCAAAUAUCCUAGGUGUCAACAGUCCGUUUCGUCUUAAAUCGCAUAUGUCUAAUAUAACCUAAUCCGAAAUGUUAUAAUGUCAUAAAUAAAUAAUUUACGACUGCUAGGAGAAAAAUGUAAAAAUGACUUCUUUGCAAAGAGAAGUUUCGCAUAAAAUUUUAUAUAAUAAAACUGUUGCGCACUUAGGUUUUUAGCUAUCUUUCUGUCAAAUUGUUCCAUCGACAAAGUCAAUGCACUAAAAUGCACUACAAACUAUUUCACUUUUUCAUGAAGAAAACAUUACUAAAUUUCUGUUCAGCAUGUUAACACACGUCUGAUUUUGCUGGUGAGCUUAUCUAAAGCUAACGAGGGAAGGUAAUUCAUUGAUGGGAUACAUUACGUUUUUCUGAAUUUAAAAUACUUAUAACACGAUAAAUCUACUAAGAGUAUUCAUUAAAGAUUUUAAAAAUAUUGUCACAAGUUCGAUUUAUACUAUAAUCAAAACAAAAGUAAUAAUACUUUCAGACUUGCGAACCAUUUCAAAUGUUUUUCUGAACACUUUCUAUUAAAGUGCAUUAUUCAUAAAAAUGUCAACAUCAGAAAUCGUGUGUCCAAAAUGUAUCACAAAGUGGUAAUGGUCGCCUAAUAUCUAUUUAAUAAAAUGCUUGAAAACAUUUUUGCCGAGACAUGCAUUAUCCUUGAUUUUAUGGACCUGCUUGAAAUUAAACAACAAAUUUGGGACUGAUGUUCGAGGAAUCAUCAUAUAGCGGUUUUAAAUAGUUCUCCCAAAAUAGUAUUUAGUUGAAACGGGUGUUGUGUGCAUUAUUCUAUACUGAGCCGCUUUUAAAGGGGUUUAUUUUAAAAAAUAUUUCGAUUAGUUUAACGUUAACAUAUACCUGUUGCGUAUAAUUUCUGAUGCUAAAUUUUGAAAUCAUUCAUGGGUGUAAACGCAGUAAAUGAUAUAAAAACUUGAAACUUGAAACUGUUUUAUUUGAUUUAACGCCUAUUUUUACUUAAAACAUAUUCAAUGGCGUUUUACAAAUACAUAAAAAAUACGACAAAAAUUAAUACAUUUUAAAUGACAUAUGACAUAAAUGAGCAUAAAUAUCAUUGUGAAUUAACUAUUUAGUAAGCAUUAAACAAAAGAUCAGGCAUCAGAUAAGAUUAAUAAAAUAUUAGAACAUUAAGAUACAGUAAGAUGGCUGUUUGUUAUUAAGUAAGAAUAAGUGGGUUAUUGCGACAUGUCCGGAAAUUAUUACAAACAACUGUAUUUUUGUAUUUGUUAUAAAAUAGUUCAUAUUCGAAUGUAUUUACACAAUAAAAUCAUCCUGUUCACGUUACUUCAAUCUCUUAAAAAUCACAGUCACAGUCUCUAAAAGAGUGCAAAGUAAUUUCCAAAAU
This is a messenger RNA of Mercenaria mercenaria, 5037 nucleotides long. RefSeq lists its product as uncharacterized. Gene Ontology annotation, molecular function: protein binding. The transcript is spliced from 6 exons. Lineage: Eukaryota; Metazoa; Mollusca; Bivalvia; Venerida; Veneridae. Gene Ontology annotation, biological process: regulation of apoptotic process. The record is from RefSeq and is a predicted model, not a curated record. Bases 338 to 1219 code for a protein of 293 amino acids.